Ficedula albicollis (Collared flycatcher) is the source of this 1232-nucleotide messenger RNA. RefSeq names its product nudix hydrolase 8 (gene NUDT8). The transcript is spliced from 2 exons. NCBI's taxonomy places the organism in Eukaryota, Metazoa, Chordata, Aves, Passeriformes, Muscicapidae. The record is from RefSeq and is a predicted model, not a curated record. Bases 776 to 1078 code for a protein of 100 amino acids. Gene Ontology annotation, molecular function: coenzyme A diphosphatase activity.
UGGAGGCGCGGGGGCGAGAGCGUGCGGGGACAAGAGCGAAAGGGCAGGCGGCAGGGACACGGGGAUGGGUUCAAGGUGACGGGGACACGGGGAUGGAUUCAAGGUGACGGGGAAGGCGGCAGGGUUAUGGGCAACGGGUUCGAGGUAGGUGACAGGGACAAAGGUUCUGGUGUGAUAGGUUUGGGGUGACAGGGGCACACAUGGCAGGGUGACAUGACAGGAACAAGGAGCAAGGGGUGAGAGGAAGAAGGCUGCAGGAACACAGAGAAGGGGUUCGGUUAGCAGAGACAAAGCAGUAGGGACAAAGGUGACAGAGCAAGCAUUCUGGGUGACAGGGACAAGGCGACAGGGAGAUGGGUGACAGGGUGCAGGGGUCCAGGGGGACAGGAACACAGGUGAGGCAGGCAGCAGAGGAUUGGAAUGACAGGGAAAAGGCAGCAGGGUCAUGGGUGACAGGGACAAAGUAACAGGGUCAUAUGUGGCAGGUUCAGGGGGACAGGGACACAGGUGAUAUGUGUGAUGGGGAUUCUGGGUCAAGGGGAUAGAGCAGCAGGGACAAGGGUGGUGGAUUUGGUGUGACAAGGACACAGCUGAUGGGUUACAGGUGACAGGGACAUGGGACAAGAGUUCUGGGGAUUCAAGGCGACAAGGCAAUGGCACUGGUGGGGGGUGACACGCAUGGUGGGUGCCCACACUGGGUGCAGGGGGUCAAGGCCCAGGCACUCUGGGGAGGGGGUGUCACCCUGUGCCUUGCUGACACCCCUUCCAGCAGGGAAUGACCGUGGCGCCCGUCGUGGCCAACCUGGGGCCGCUGGAGGCCUUGACACUGAACCCCAACCCUGACGAGGUGGAGGAGGUGUUCACCCUGCCCCUGGCUCACCUGCUCUGCGAGGAGAACCAGGGCUACACCCAUUUCCGCACGGCCAGCGGCUACGGAUACACCUUGCCCGUGUUCCUCAACGGCCCCCACAAGGUGUGGGGGCUCACGGCCAUCAUCACCGAGCUGACCCUGGAGCUGCUGGUGCCUGGCCGCUACCGCAGGAAGACCCACGUGCCUCCCCGGAAAGCCCCGGGCUGAGCGGGGAGGGGGCAGGGGCGGCUGUGGGGUCCCGGUGCCUCAGCUCGCCAGCCGUGCACGGGGGAAACGCCUCUGAGCCCAGCAGCGAUGUCACACACUGUGAUUCAGUAAAAGCCAUGUUUGGAACUGCCCCGGGCUCCGAGUUGUGGAGUGC